ACUCCAGCACAGGAGGAUAUGCCUAAACAUUCCACAGAAUAGGUUCACACGCAUAACUGAAAAUUAUCACGUGAUCAAGUGACUUCAUCAUUUAUUUUUCAUUGCUAUUGUAUUGGUGUCAUUCCACCUGAAGGGUGCUAUGCUUUGCAACGUACAAGUUCACGGAACACACGUAGGUAAAUUCACUGUGGCGUAGCGAUGGACGAAAUGUUAUCAUUGCCUUUGUAAAGCAUUCUCCAUAUUACUACCACACGGAUCCAAACUCUGAACUCCCACACGGUUCUCAUCGUGUCUGUGGACUGUGGUCAUUAACAACUGUUCAAGCAAAGGGCGUUAAGAUUCUACCUUCUGAUCAAGUCAACCUUACAUCCGACGGGUUAUAUCUACCGUGCAAAGAUGAGGGAGCUUAAAUUGUCCCUGGCGAUCUCUGUUCUGGUUGUUAUGGUGUCUGGCCAGCUUCAACCAGAGGAUAUGAUGCCCUUCACAAAUCCGGGUGAAAUCGUUUAUGAAUCUCCGCUUACCAUCAAGUUUGCGAUGAACGCAGUCGGAGGGAUCUGGCAGCAGACCCGGGCAAUUGAUUCGCUGGCCUAUGCGUGUAGAAGCGUCUUACCGGUUGUUGGAUCGGCGAUACCAGUGGUUGACCAGACAAGUCUGAUUUGGGGGUUCGUCUGUGACGAAGUCAUCGAAGCUUCCAGAGAUCUGGACAACUACGACGCACGGGGGUUCUGUGUCGACUUGAUCGAGGAGGUAUCUGAUCUGGUUGAAAAUCCCGAUGGGAUGACCGGUUUCAGGCGACGCAGACAAGCAUUUCCUCCAACCAUGUCAGAGGAGGUAAACGAUCCCAUUAUAGAAACCCUGAUCAACAGUACAAGGGAUCUGUACGGAAUCGACAUCAACAUGAUCAUUGGUAAUAUAUCUGAUAUUGAUACAAUUUGCACCAACAUCAAAGAUAACUUCCUGAGGUUAUCUCUGAAAGAUAUCAUUACUACAGCCGGAGGCGAAUUGGGAAAGGCUUUUCUGCCAAUGGCAGCACCGAUCUGCGAAGACUACAAUGGCUUUCUUCUUCAAACCUUCCAGGUACAACCUCCAUCAGUAGACUACAACAUCAGCCAAAUCAUUGCCCAUCUCGGGUCUCUGGCCGCUGGGUAUGACAGCAUGAACGACCUCUGUGAAGAUAUGGACCUAGCACUGUCAAUGCAAGGUGACAAUGGGGAUGCCAGGAGAAUGUUCGCCAGUGACGCCAUUACAGAUGCCUUCGGCGUCUUGGAGAAUGCUGAUAGGUGUACUACAAUUGCUACUGGCGUAAUCAACGACGUCGUAGUACCUCUGGAGCGUGUGUAUGACUCUAGCUACGAGAUCACUAACAACGACAUCUAUCAGUAUACUGGCUUCAGUGGUGGUGUUCCUAGCGUGUGCUCCCCUUUAGCAAACGCUUUUACGAAUAUUGUAGACCUGGUGGAUGCUGAACCGGUCCAUCUGAUCCCCGAAACUACGUUGACCGUUCCAUUCUUUUUGAAUGCUGCCGGGGGCAUCUGGAAGCAGAGCAGACUCAUCGACUCAAUGGCUUUCAUCUGCAGCGAGGUGUUGCCGGAUCUAGAAUCGAUGGUGCCCGCGAUUAAAUCUUACUUUGACCAGGCCGACUGGGAUUACAACCAAGUUUGUGGUCGGGUUCAGGAGGCAGCCAAUAACCUGGCGGGAUUCGAUGCGGAAGAUUUCUGCAAUGACAUUACCCAACUGAUCUCUAGCUUGGUCAGCGCUGAGAGGAAACGGCGACAGGCAAUGGAUUCUUCCGCGCAGGAUCCUCUGGUACUCAUUAAUGACAUCACCAAGAAGCUGUACAACAUCGACAUCACCGAUCCGACUACCAUCUGCCCAAACAUCGGUCAGUUCCUGGACCGGUCCAUUGAUGAUAUCUUAACGGAGUUUGAGACAGAGCUGAUGGUCGCCUAUCUGCCGGAGGUAUCUCCAUAUCUGUGUGAAAAUUGGAAUGAGAUGCUCCAAUCCUUCUUCCCGGGUGUCGAUAAUGCUCAAGAAUACAUCGACGUGAUCAACAAUGGUGUUCGUAUCGUAGUCCAACUUUUGGGGUACGACAACAGGCAAGACCUUUGUGACAGAAUUGGCGAGGUGCAGGAGCAGUCAGAGCAAGCAAGAAGGACCUUUGCCGAAGGAAUCAUUGAAAGUUCUUCGAGCAUUUACGUCGACACAGCCCGGUGCUCCAUGUACGCAAACGACCUCAUUGAUGAGGUCAUUCACCCACUCUUUGAGCUCUUCGGGCUACCGAUUAAAAUCAGCGAUUAUACCAUUUACCGUUAUACUGGUUUUAUGGGUGUAGAAGGGGUCUGCAGAGCCAUCGAGACAGCUUUCACGAUGCUUUCUGUGAUUGACAUAUCGAUGACGCUCAAAGCGGAGAGUAUGAAUGGAAUACCCCUCGUGUAUACCGAUGAUCUAGCUGAUAGAAAUUCCGAUCGCUUCCAGGAAUACGAAACAUUUUUCUGUGGAGUGACGACGAACUUUAUCACCCAGGAGCUCGGGAACGAACUGCGAGACAUCACCUGCACCGCUACCGCAUUUCGCCAGGGUAGCAUCAUCGCCGAGUUGCAAUUUCAACUACAUGCUAUUUCGGAAGAGGUUGCGAACACACUUGCCGACGACGCGGUCGAGCUUGCAUCCAGUGACAGUCUGACCAUCUCUGGGGAUGGGAAUUCACUGACUCUUUCCGAGGUCCAAGUUACAACUGAUGAAAGGCCAGGUAUACGGGGAGGUUUGAGUACUGGUGCCAUCAUCGGCAUCGUCGUUGGCGUUUUGGUUGCCCUUGUCCUCGUCGUCGCCAUCAUCGCCAUCGCCGUAAAGCAAUCUCACCGACAAGCACAUAACAAUGCCCCUGGCGGACGAGGUAUUGGGAUGCAAAAUCCUGGAUACGCAUCUGACGAGAAACCAAGAUACGCUUAAUCUGCAUAGCUUCAAAUGUGUUUUCCAGCCUUGCAGUUUGGUAACCAUGGUGACGUAAAUCGAUAAAAGUUGGAGAAAAUUGAUUAAUAAAGGUCUUUCAUCAAUACUAUCGGGAAAUCUAAAAGUAUAUCAUGUUAAUAAUCUGUAAAUCAUGUUCUGUAUUUGUUUUGCAAUUAAGUCUUAAUCUAUUAAAGAAUAAUGUAACAUUGUACAAUUGUGUAACAUGAUAAUAACAUAUAUCAGACGAGUCAUAAAUGUUACAGGCUCACUCAUAACUCAAAUUAUUUUUUUUAAUCAGUUUUCAUCCUUAUUUUGUACUAUGUUGUUUUAUCGUCUUGAAGAUUUGAUAUUUGCAUAUUUUACACAGAUCUAUUGGUACUGGUUACUAUCAUAUUUAGCUCUGACUAGACGGGGCAUGAAUAUAGCAACUUUAUUCAUAGCGUAAACAGUGUAUUUUUUUUACUUUUAUUAUACUUGUUUAUUUUACUAUGUAUUUGGAGAUCUUGAGAUUUGAUAGGCCUUAUUUUCACAGAUUACAGUACUUUAUGAAUUAAUGAUAUUUAGAAUCAUACGCAGUUCCUAUCUAUAGGCUGCAAUGUAUCAAGUUUAUUGGUAACUAUUUUAUUUUUAUGUGUUUUAAUCAUCUUAAUGUACUAUGUUAUUUCAUCGAUUUUGACAUAUAUUUACACAUAAUACAGUACUUUGUCGAAUGGUAUUGUUUAGAAUCAUAUUAACAUGAUUAAGCCGUUCAAUAUCAAAUAUAGGCUGAAAUAUACAUGUACUAGCAUGUCGAUCCACAUCUUAAAGAAUAUGUUUUCUUUUACUUUUUGAUAAGUUUUCAUCUGUAUUAUUUGCUGUUAUUUUAUCUCCAUGGAAAUUUCGUAGGACUAAUUUUGCCCAGAUUGCAAUACUUUAUCGAUACCACUUGAUAUCAUAUUCUGCUCAUAACGAUAUCACUUUAUAGAAAAUCAUUCUUUACCUUUAUUUUCAUGAUUGACAAAACUAUAAAUAAGUGUUCAUACUUGUCUGUGUAUAUAGUUAUGAUCUAAAUAUUGUUCCAGCUAUGCUUUUUAGGAACACCCUUUUCGACUUUGUCAUAAAUAGGGGGGGGUAUAACCAGGGGUGGUGCUACACAGGGAGGGGAUCCUAUGGUUUUUUUCAAGUGUUGACAGGGGAAGGGAAGGAAAAAAGAGGCAUUUUCUGCUUUACCAUUUGUAAUGAAAUGGGGACAAAUGACGUUACAAAAGAUCUGCCUCUUAUCAAAUUACGUUUUCACCGCCCCUGGUUAUCUUAAAAUAAUAAUAAGCAGCUGAAUAAUAAUGGCACAGUUUUUAAUUCGUUUUUCAAGCUAACAUUUUUUUUCCUCGAAGAUACAUUAUAUCUCAGAAUGCAUGUAGUUUGAAGUGCUCAUAUCUUGAAUCAUCGGAAAUAGAUGUAAUCGGUGUGGAAGUCGCGUUGAUUCUAUGUAAUCAUAAUAAUUGUUAUUUUGAUUCUACAACUUAUUUUAAGAAUGAAGCUACAUUUUAUAUAAAUUGUAUGCUUGGUUAUGAGUGAAACUGUGAGCUUUUUCGCAAAUGCGGUAAAUUUACUGAGGACCGCCCGAACAGGUGUUUGAAAUACACCACGGAGAUUGACUAUAACACUAAAUGAGGUGAUAUAACAAACAUUAGGCCUUAUUGCUACAUAACACAAAUGGUGUAAAACUAACACUAAACAAAGGUGUAAAUUGCUUGGUGUGUUCCUUUCACAACAAAGACUGGUGUAGUUUAAAUAUCAAUGUAUUUAUCCAUUUUUUUUGUAAUGUGAUAAAACCCUUUCAAUAAUUUGAUCAUGGAAAAGGUGCCUUUCUAAAAUGUAUAACCUUCACUUGUCAGACUGCGGGGCGCCAAUGUAUAGCAGUUUAUGAAACUGAAAAGGACAGCCCUGCAGUAUAAAUACAUAAAAAUUAAAUAAAGAGAAUCAUUUUCAUGAUAAAAACAAUGAAUGUUCUUAAAUGUAUGAUAAGAAUUAACCAAAAGUGUCUAAUGAAUAUCAUUACGACUACAUAUAAACCAGGCUUUCGCCGCUUAAGAAAACAAUCGUACUAUAUAAAACAGAAAACUAUGGACAGGCCAUUCUCUUUUGCGACAUAACUCUUCAUGCAUUCAUAUGAAGGGAAAAAAUUGGGUGCCCGAACGGGUCAGUGCCACAGAACAAUAAGUCAUUAUAUCAAUGUUGAAAAUGUUCUUGUGAUUUUGUAAGGGCGGUAUUGCAGGGGACAGCGGGCAACCACCCACAACGAUUUUUAUUUCAAGUAUUGAACAGAAAGAAGAAAAGUAGGAGGAAAAGGGAAGAGAGAAUAAAACAGAUAAUACAAAAGAGGUAUACAGGUAUAAGACGUUUAACGUGUUUAACUAUUACUCCUGUAUUCAUUUUUUUUAAAUAGAAAAUUGGGUCGUCCUGCAUGCCACCCCCCCCCCCCUCCAUAUCAAAAUACCCUGGGCCGCCCCUUAACUAUUUCAUGAUGAUGAUAACAUAAAUAACAUCCAAUUUUACCCAAGGUAGACACUUCAGUUCCGAAAACUGUUUCCCUAGCGGGCCCAGCCUGGCAUGUCAUGUAUGUGGUUCACGUAGUUUGUUUUUGUGAUCAUAAAUAUGUAAAGAUUUUUAAAAGAUAUUUUAUUUUUUACAUGCAAUAAUUAAUCUAGAGCUAAUUCUGAAAAAUAAAAAAAAAUAAAAAACA
Messenger RNA from Lytechinus pictus (painted urchin), 5671 nucleotides. RefSeq lists its product as uncharacterized. The transcript has 10 exons. The record is from RefSeq and is a predicted model, not a curated record. Lineage: Eukaryota; Metazoa; Echinodermata; Echinoidea; Temnopleuroida; Toxopneustidae. Bases 397 to 2949 code for a protein of 850 amino acids.